This is a messenger RNA of Pocillopora damicornis (cauliflower coral), 922 nucleotides long. Its product is annotated as vesicular glutamate transporter 3-like. Gene Ontology annotation, molecular function: transmembrane transporter activity. Gene Ontology annotation, cellular component: membrane. Gene Ontology annotation, biological process: transmembrane transport; monoatomic anion transport. Lineage: Eukaryota; Metazoa; Cnidaria; Anthozoa; Scleractinia; Pocilloporidae. The record is from RefSeq and is a predicted model, not a curated record.
AUGGUAGGACAAGAUGGACGGAGCAAAAAGAUGAAGCCAAACAACUACACACAUCGGAAGAAUGCCUUACGAAUGAAAAAGGAAGAAAGACUGCAAUCAUGCAGAAUAUUUGGCAUCAUGUGGUAUGUGGCUUGGUUUGUUUUGGCGUUCGAAUCUCCAUCAGUUCACCCUACCAUAACAUAUGACGAACGCUCCUACAUUGAGCUUACCGCUGUUAAUAUGGAAGAGGUAUCUCAUGGUACUGUACCUUGGAAAUCGAUUCUGACCUCAGGUCCUGUUUGGGCCAUCAUCAUAGCUGCUUUUGCUUCCGAUUGGGGCUUAUAUGUGUUACUCAUUUGUGUUCCUCUUUUUCUGAUGGACAUCUUGCACUAUGAAGUUGCAGCGAUGGGAUUUGCAGCUGCCGCUCCGUUUGUUUUCAAAUCUUUAACUUGUCCCUUGGCGGGAGUCACCGCUGACCUGCUCAGACGGAAUAUUCUUUCUACCAAGACGGUGAGACGCGUGUUCUACACAACAGGUAUAUCAAGUUCACACUGGUUAAUUUUUAGCAGGCGGAUGAAUGUGAUUAAAGAAAAGAGAAAAAAAUGUUUGAGCAAAAGGAAAACGCAUAUAAAAGAAAAAAUGCUGGAAAAUCUUACUGCAGGUUUUUUCUUUAGUUCUCAGUACUUUGAUAAUUUUUAAAAGUGGGAAAUGGUAAGGUAUAAUCCCAGUGGUACCAGGCAAAAUGCUCGCUAAAUGGUCCUAAAGUAAGAAACCGUCAUAGCAGACCUGAAACGUCUUUUGAGUUACAUGGCGGAGGAUAUUAACAUUAGGUCUUUUCGUGAUAGUGUAAAUGGUUUUUAUUAUCCUGCGUCCUGUCCGUAUGCCUUUACUUCUUUGGUCAGAAGUUGAUCACCUUGAUGAACUCUAUGCAAAUAAAAUUGCU